Molecule: messenger RNA, 1689 nt
Organism: Blastomyces gilchristii SLH14081
Lineage: Eukaryota; Fungi; Ascomycota; Eurotiomycetes; Onygenales; Ajellomycetaceae
Product: small nuclear ribonucleoprotein
Exons: 4
Coding region: 311-946 (211 amino acids)
Biological process (GO): deadenylation-dependent decapping of nuclear-transcribed mRNA
Cellular component (GO): P-body; Lsm1-7-Pat1 complex
Molecular function (GO): RNA cap binding
Source: RefSeq, a predicted model, not a curated record
AGACUCGGAUUAUUCCCAACAUACAUUGGCAAGAAGAACAACACUGCAGACGACAUCAAUCUACGCCAGGACCGGACAAUAUUGCUGCUAGGGGCAAAAAGGAGACACACACCUAUACCAAAUCUGGGAAUAGAUCUUGACCUCCAAGCCGCUCAGCCCUACUUCACAGCUCCCGACCAACCAGCAUGACUAUACCGCCCUUCGCAUUGUCCUGAAAUCCUACCCACCCGCCUAUCCACCCGCCCAGAAUACCCGCGUUCAAUCCCUCCCCGCACUGGCGCUUCCGCAAAUCACCACCAUCCGCCGCGACAUGGAGAACCUAUCCCUUCACGAUCACAACAACGGCGGCCAUGGUGCGCGGCGCGGUGGGGGGCCACCUCCGCUCCCGCACGGCCACCGAGGCUAUCAUCCGCAGCCCAAUCCCCCUCCUCAUUCCGGCUUCCCCCACCACCACCAAGUCCCGCCCGGCGCUCCUCCUCCUGCGCCAGGCCAAGCACCCUCGCCCGGCCCUAUGAUGCCACCAGCCCCUCCUCAGCUACCCCCGCAGAUGUUCACGACGGCUGCGCAACUACUAGACUUGACUGAUAAAAAGCUCGUUCUCGUUCUCCGAGAUGGGCGCAAGUUGAUUGGCGUGCUGCGCAGUUGGGAUCAGUUUGCCAACCUUGUCCUCCAAGGGACUGUCGAGCGGCUUUACGCGGGUAACCUUUUCGCAGAUAUACAACGAGGAAUCUACCUGAUUCGGGGAGAGAAUGUGCUCCUACUAGGAGAAGUUGACCUAGAUAAAGAGGACGAUAUCCCCACAGGCUACCGCCAGGCGCCAUUCGAAGAAGUCUUUGCGUUAAAGAAGCAGGAAGACAAUGAACGUAAAAAGGGCGACAAACGCCGCAAUACCAAACUACAAACCCUCGGCUUUGAAGCUGAGCACAGUGGAGAGGUUUUGUUUUAAAUGCUCAAGGUGGUGGUGCCUUUUUAUUGUAAAGUCUUAUAAUUCUUUCAUGAUUUAAAUGACGGGGACCUUAUUACAAUCUCCCCACGACGGUUUUCUUUUCUUUUCUUUUCUUUUCUUUUUUUUUUUUUUUUUUUUUUUUUUUUUUGCGGCACAACAUUUAACCAGUGUCGCACAUGGGAGCCUCAAUUAUUUGUUAGAAGAGGCUACGGAACAUGCCUUUCACGCUCUGUACGCUCCGUUGUUUUUGUUGUUUUCGUUUCAUCGGACUUCACUCUUGAUUAGUUUCUAGGGUCUUUCCCACAAGAUCGAUAUGCGCCUUUACAUGACUACAUUGGACUUCGACGAACCAUGAAUGAGCGUUGGGGUGCGAGUUGAUCAACCAUUAUAUCGACAGAAGAUAGAACAAAAAGGGCGCGUGGAGGUUGAAGAGAAAGAGCUGAUGGGUGGGUACUGUCAGGCGAUGCAGAAUAUUGUGAAAUGCGUCUAACCUGUGCGCGAGAAUGAAAUGGAUGUAUGUAUAUGAUGCUAUAGCGAAAAGGUCUGAUCAGCGGCCUUUAGGGUUGUUGUCUUCGACAUAGAUAUAAAUAUGAACCCGCUGAGAGCGAUUCUCUAGGUUUAUAAUGUUUAUUUAUUAUACAUUACUGUGAUCAGUAGCAAGCAAAACGAAAAAAAGAAUAUCCAAAACAUAUGCAUUUAAAUUUAUUCCAGCAAGCAAGACUAAAUCCAAUGCACAAUAUCCC